Messenger RNA from Limanda limanda (common dab), 482 nucleotides. RefSeq names its product guanine nucleotide-binding protein G(I)/G(S)/G(O) subunit gamma-2. Gene Ontology annotation, biological process: G protein-coupled receptor signaling pathway. The record is from RefSeq and is a predicted model, not a curated record. The transcript has 4 exons. NCBI's taxonomy places the organism in Eukaryota, Metazoa, Chordata, Actinopteri, Pleuronectiformes, Pleuronectidae. Gene Ontology annotation, molecular function: G-protein beta-subunit binding. Bases 183 to 398 code for a protein of 71 amino acids. Gene Ontology annotation, cellular component: heterotrimeric G-protein complex.
GAAUCGCGUGGACACUACUCAGCAGGACUGGAUACGUCUGGCAUCACCGGAGGAGAACAUAGAGAAAGAAAGAGAGCGAGCUGGACACAAGCUGCUGACUGAACUGAGGCCGACACCGGGGCAGAGCGCGGAGGAGAGAGCAGACAAGACAGAGCACACAAGACCCGACUGAUAGCGCCCCAAUGGCGAGCAAUAACACGGCCAGUAUCGCACAAGCCAGGAAGCUGGUGGAGCAGCUGAAGAUGGAGGCCAACAUCGACAGGAUAAAGGUUUCAAAAGCAGCGGCGGACCUGAUGUCGUACUGCGAAGCCCACGCCAAAGAAGACCCUCUGCUAUCGCCGGUGCCGGCGUCAGAGAACCCGUUCAGGGAGAAGAAGUUCUUCUGUGCCAUCCUGUAAACCGGGCCCGGCCCCUCAGCCGCCUGCUCAGCGUGGGACUUUGAACAAGACGUUCAAAAUACGUAGAAAUCUUCUAGUAGGAGG